Molecule: messenger RNA, 1586 nt
Organism: Macaca mulatta (Rhesus monkey)
Lineage: Eukaryota; Metazoa; Chordata; Mammalia; Primates; Cercopithecidae
Source: RefSeq, a predicted model, not a curated record
UGGUUUCCAUGGUUUCAGAAAACAAUAUGGCCGCUCCCAGCUGGGACGUGAGUCUCUGGAUUAGGCAGGCAGAGGCAGUUACGGGCUUCUGCAGUGGCAAGAAAGGAAGCGCCUGAAGGGUCGUGAGGCUGGGGCUGGACCCAGCACCGCUGGGGCGGCCAGGCCUUGAGGACGCCAAUGGCGAGCAGCGUGGACGAGGAGGCGCUGCACCAGCUGUACCUGUGGGUAGACAACAUACCUCUGUCCCGGCCCAAGCGAAACCUCUCCCGGGACUUUAGUGAUGGAGUCCUAGUUGCAGAGGUCAUCAAGUUUUACUUCCCCAAGAUGGUGGAGAUGCACAAUUAUGUCCCCGCCAACUCUCUCCAGCAGAAACUCAGCAACUGGGGUCAUCUGAACAGGAAGGUGCUGAAGAGGCUGAACUUUUCAGUACCGGAUGACGUGAUGCGCAAGAUCGCAGAGUGCGCCCCAGGUGUGGUGGAGCUGGUGCUUAUACCGCUGAGGCAGCGCCUGGAGGAGAGGCAGAGGCGCAGGAAGCAGGGCACUGGCUCCUUACAGGAGCUGGCUCCCCAGGAUGGCAGUGGCUACAUGGAUGUGGGUUUAUCCCAGAAGGCCCGAGGUGAAGGUGUCCUGGACCCCCAGGGAGAGGGUCAGCUCAGCGGGGUACGGCCGCCUCGGCCUCCGGCGUAUAACCAGGCGUUGCAGGGCGACCCGAGCUUCGUCCUCCAGAUCGCUGAAAAGGAGCAGGAGCUGUUGGCCUCGCAGGAGACCGUGCAGGUCCUGCAGAUGAAGGUAAGGCGCCUGGAGCACCUGCUCCAGCUCAAGAACGUGCGGAUCGAAGACCUCUCCCGGCGGCUCCAGCAGGCAGAGCGGAAGCAGCGGUGAGCGGCUGCCCGGGCCGCGCGGGGACGCUCCGGUACCCGCCAGAGCCCCGACUCCGCGCCCGACCCGCCCACCGAUGGACAGACCACUGGGAGGGCGGAGCCCGCUGCUCUCAGGAGCCUCUUGGGGCCCGAGUGCCCUCCUUCCUUGGGAUGGGUGAGCGUGGGAGGAGGUGGGACAGGAACUCUGGGAGCGGAGGCCCGGGACUGAGCCGCCUCCUCCCACUCCAUCCGGGUCAGGAGAAUGGACCGCUUUCCAGAGCCCAGAAGCCACGUGCAGAGACCUAGCCUGCCCCCCAAAGCUGUGUCCAACACCUCGGGCCCGGCCUUACAGCCCCCCGCGCUGGGCCUUGGGGGGCGGUCCCCUGGCUCUGUCCACACCCCCAGAAUCAGGUACCCGCGCAGCUCCGAGGACGGCUGCGUCUCCACCCGGGCUAGUUCCCCAUGCCCUCAGCCAUGGGGGAAUCUGCCCUGGGUCGCUGAGGGGCUCCCCUGCCCCUCCUGGGAGCUUACCUGGGACCCACCUCGGCGAUGGAGACCGCAGCAGCUGGAGAGGAAAGGGUGAGGAGUGGGAUCGCCAGGAGAAGGGAGGACAUCAACAAUGUGCCUGUAGCAGUCGCCCCUCCCUCCUCCCACACGGAGUACUGAGGGGGAAGGUUUGAAGGAUAAGGCUCAGGGCUGCCCCAUUAAAGUUAGUGUUCUGUUCCA